This is a messenger RNA of Rotaria sp. Silwood1, 1446 nucleotides long. The record is from the annotation of a GenBank genome assembly. NCBI's taxonomy places the organism in Eukaryota, Metazoa, Rotifera, Eurotatoria, Philodinida, Philodinidae.
AUGUUGUUGACAAAUCUACGAUACAAAUUAAUCACACAAUUGCAUUUGCUACCACCACCAGAAAUACCUGUACUCGCAUUGAAUGCGGUGAAAGUACACCAAGUGCCAAAUGUAACAGCAAAUCCAAUACCAAUUCUUCCACCAGAAGUCGUAGUUGCAAGUACACCACCACAAUAUUCUUGUCUUUCAUCCGAUGCCGAUGAUACCGAUGUCAAAUGGUUUUCUCACCCAGGCACUUUUUGGUGUCCAUGGAAUAGUAAAAGUUGUACAAAUGCUCUUAAUAUUCGAGGUGAAGGUGUUGUCGAAAUUAUGCAACAGACAUCGAUACCUUUCGAAAUACACUUAUCCAAUAAAAAAGAUGCAAACGAUCCUACUGCCUACUCAAUAAUACUUUCGAUCGAUGAAAAAGAAGUUAUAUUACGCACAAGUUUUGGAACAUCAGAUUCAUCAACCGAAUUGCAUCAUACACUUCAACCGGAUGAUGGGUCUUGGCAUAGAUAUUGGAUUAGUUUUUCUAAAAUUACACUGCAAGCUUUAUAUGGUAUCGGUGAAAUUCGUCCAUUCUUUACUAUUUUAAAUAGUAGUCUUAAGGAAAGUGAUUUACAACAAAUCAAAGAAAUUCAGUAUUUACAUAUUAAAUUGAAUAAGAACGAUCGAAUGCUAACGGACCUAGGUCAUAUACAAGAUAAAGUUCGUUUUUAUAUAGGAAACGAUCCUGUUAUACAUGAACUACCAUUAAUUAUUAUACCAAAAGAACAAUAUACACUUGAGCAUGAAGUCAAUCAUUCGGCCAUGCUAGUAGAAAAUUUACAAAGACCAUGCCGUGAACUAUAUCAUAGUGUUUAUAAUUUCAAAUUAAAUACGGAUGAUUUUCCAGAUUUUGUUGAUGUCAUUGAGAAAAGUAUUAGAAAUCCAGCAGGAUGGUGUCAUAGAAAACUAGUCGAAAAAGCAAAUCGUUUUGGUAAACCAAAUUUGAUGGUAACUUAUUUACGUAUUACAGCAGGAAAAAGAGAAGGACGUGCACCCGGUCAUUCUUAUGUCACCGAAAUUUGGCCACCUGGCCAUGGUAGUCCUAUACAUAAUCAUGGAAAUGUAUAUUCUAUUGUUCGAGUACUUCAUGGUCGAAUAUUUGUCAAACUCUAUCCACAAUUAACACUAAAUACCAAUCUUUAUAAACCGAUUGAAACAAUGUUCGAAGAAGGUCAAGUAACAUGGAUGUUACCAAAAUUAAAUCAAACACAUCAACUUCAAAAUAUUGAUGUACAUGAUAAAAGUGCUAUUACUAUUCAAUGUUAUAAAUAUGGACGAGAAGAUCGAGAACAUUAUGAAUACUUUGAUUAUAUAGCAAAUGAUGGAAAAAGCAUCGGUCAUUUUGAUCCAAAAUCUGAUAUGGACUAUGAUGAAUUCAAAGCAUUAAUGCGACAAGAACGACAAAAUCUAUACUAG